Strongylus vulgaris is the source of this 317-nucleotide messenger RNA. The record is from the annotation of a GenBank genome assembly. NCBI's taxonomy places the organism in Eukaryota, Metazoa, Nematoda, Chromadorea, Rhabditida, Strongylidae.
AUGAGCGCGGAACUAGUUUGGAGUAAAAAGGUUAACUUUGGUGAAGAUCUGCUAAUUUAUGAGGAUGAAUUUAUUGUGCAAUUAAUUGAUGGUCUUGAGCCAGAAACGACAUAUGCUGCUAGUGCUCGUUUUCUCAACAAAGAUGGAGCAGGCCAAUUUGGGAAAUUCAUUCAUGCCCACACAUCAUGCGAGCGAGGAAAGCGACUAGAAAUUCGCAAAGUUUCUUUAGAGAUAGGAUACGAUCGUAUUCGUCUCGGAUGGCAAGGGAAUGUUACAUCAGUAAGUUUUAGAUUACUUCAUUGGCAAAAUGGCUGAAA